AGGAGGCUGCAGGAUGCGCUGAGCCGCUCGCUGGAAAGGUACUGCUAUGUGGAUAUUUGUUAGCAAUGACUGAUGUGGAAUCUACAUAUGCAGAUUUUAUUGCUUCAGGAAGAACCGGUAGAAGAAAUGCACUACACGACAUACUUGUGUCCUCCRCGGGUGGGAACUCUAGUGAGCUAGCCUUAAAGUUAUCAGAGCUUGAUAUAAGCAAGACAGAAGGAGAAGGAGAUGCACAAAGAAAUCCAAGUGAGCAAACUGGGGAAACCCAAGGGGAGGCAGCAAAGCAAGAAAGCUGACAUCCGACUUUGACCGACUGGAGCAGCUGCUGGAUGUUUUCGGAGUACAGGAGCAUGCUGGAACGAAUUUGUUUCCAUGAGCAAGAGUAUGGAAAAGAAAGUGCAUGUGUCUUCACUGCUGGAACCCAUUCAACACAAUGUUAAAAAUGGGGGUACAAGCUGUGGCAGAAGACAGAAUUUUCUCUACCUCUGUCAUAAGCAAUGGUUGAACAUGUAUUGAUUUUGGAGAUAGAGUCAUCAGAUGGAUCCCUUCACAAUGACUACUUGGUGGGAACACUUUUAGAAAGUAGAACAGGUAAAUCUUGUAGCAAAUGGCCUUUGAAACGUCAGAGGAUCAGAUAGUGUAACUUAAGUAAAGGCUUGUAUGAUCCUCGGAGUUUAAAAUUCUCUGGCCAAAGUGUUCACCCAUUAAAAGAACUGUAAAGAAAGCACUGUUUUUAAAACUCUGCGUCUGUGUUUUACAGCUCUGUUAUUUACAAUGGUUUUUGUAUUGUACAACUUAGAUGCUCCACACUGCCCCUUCUCAACUGCUUAUGAAGAAUAUUUCUGUUACUGUGAAUUUUUCUACCACUCGUUUUGAAAGGGCUGUUUUUUGCAUAAUGUGGUGAUGUGCUCAUGAUAGAUUUAAAAUGUCAACAGCUAAAUUACUUAUGCCUAAACAUAAAUGACUCAGCAAAACUCUAAUUUGUUACUAGAUGAGCCUUCAAAACGAUUCAUUAAUGUGAAUAUUUGGUGUGUUUUGUGUCCUUGGUACAGUUUUGCCACUUGCCUGUAGUUAGUUGCAUAUCAAAGAGUUGAACUGAAUCUCUUACAUUAUUCUUCCCCCUUUUUUUCUAAUUUUAUGCCCAAUUUAUUAAUCUUUCUCCAAACUAUUUUUUUAAAAUGGUAGUCCAAUUAUUUUACUAUUAUGGUAGUUUUAAGAAUACAUUUAUAACCUUAUAUGGUUUAAAAUCCAAACAAAUUCCAUGGUGCUAGAGAUUUUUCUGGUUCACAUUGUCAAAACGGGCCUUGUUUACACAUGAGUAAAAAACCAGCAUAGAUAUUGCCAAACAUCUAUUCUGGAAUGAUUUUUAGACUACAGAGUAGUUAAACUAGUGUAUCACGGCCUGGACCCAGCCACUUGGACUAGUUGCUCUAUUCCUUGACUCCACCUCUGUUGAUAAGGCCGUUGGCUUGAGGCACAGCCAGCCUCUGCUGACCAAUGCAACCAAGUGCCAAGUGCUAGAAGCUACUACAGCAACUUUGUGACCAGGAUGGGGACAGAGAAAGUCUCUACUUGACAUCUAGCACCGCCAAGAUUGGAUUUUUCCCAUUUCAGCUAUUCUUAAAUGACAGUCUAUACUGGACACUCACUGCAAUACCAGGAGAGCUUGUCCAUCCAGAGGAUUACUUAAAACAGCUUUAACUGAAUAACCUACUUUGCAGUAGCUGUGCUGGUUGACUUCCCCCCCUUCUCCUCCUGUGCAGACAAGGCCCAAACUGAGGCUGAAUACUGCAAAAUGGGCAGUUGUGCCUCUCCGUGACUAAGGUGAGUAUAGAGUGACUGACGAAUCAACCAUGGCAAACAAAUAAGCACCAAUCAGAGUCAGAUUUUCUUUUUAUUAAGAGGAGGUGAUGUCACUUUCUUUAUAUAUUAUAUAUAUAUAUUAUAUAUAUUUUUCUGUUGUUGGUGGUUUCAAAUGUUAUGCACUUUUUAAUGUUUGUAAACUUUUACUAAUUAAUGGUGUGAUUGCUUCCUAAGUAGAUUGAUCAUCAGUUAACAAAACAUCUUUAUGGCCACAGCUGUUUCUACCAUAUGUMUCAUAGUACUUGUCACUUGGAAUUCUUUUGUGAGACGUGUUUAAAAAAAGGAGAGAAAAACAAGCAAACCUCUGAUCAGUAUUAUGAGCUCAUUUAUUCGUGUUAAUAAAAACCAGCAGUAUGCUUGUGGUUCAUUAGUGUAAUAGUAACUCUUUCACCUGUUAUUGUUUGAAAAUUAAAAGCCUUGCUGUCAUACUGGCUGACAAAUGCCCCAUCUUCCUGAAGUAGUUUCUUUGC
Nothoprocta perdicaria is the source of this 2333-nucleotide messenger RNA. RefSeq names its product cAMP-dependent protein kinase inhibitor alpha (gene PKIA). NCBI's taxonomy places the organism in Eukaryota, Metazoa, Chordata, Aves, Tinamiformes, Tinamidae. Gene Ontology annotation, cellular component: nucleus; cytoplasm. The transcript is spliced from 3 exons. Gene Ontology annotation, molecular function: cAMP-dependent protein kinase inhibitor activity. The coding region runs from base 66 to 296 and encodes 76 amino acids. The record is from RefSeq and is a predicted model, not a curated record. Gene Ontology annotation, biological process: negative regulation of cAMP-dependent protein kinase activity.